CAAUGUUUUAUUGCUCACUAUAUUUCAGCCACAAGAUCAAAUAGAAGUCGGGGAGGACGGCUUUAAACAAUGGGAUGUGUUGGACUCCUUGGAUAUGGAGGCCCUGGUGAGCACGGUGCGUGCCUGGAUUGAGAACCCAGUGAAGUUUGCCCGUUGCCACGGGGUGCCUGUCACACCUGGCUCUAGAGAGCCAGCCUCCAAAGACACCCAUGUAUUGGUCAUUGAAGGCUUCCUGCUUUAUAACUACAAGCCACUGAUAGACCUGUUUGACCUGCGCUACUACCUGGCUGUUCCAUAUGAGGAGUGCAAGAGGAGGAGGAGCACACGGCAGUACACGGUGCCCGACCCGCCGGGUCUCUUCGAUGGACACGUCUGGCCCAUGUACCUCAAGCACAGGAAGGAGAUGGAGGACGGCGGCGUGGAUGUUGUUUAUUUAGAUGGACUGAAGUCUAGAGAUGAACUUUACAAUCAAGUCUUUGAAGAUAUUCACAACAAGCUUUUAAAUUGCUCGUAG
Merops nubicus (carmine bee-eater) is the source of this 514-nucleotide messenger RNA. It is a transcript of the gene NMRK2, whose product is annotated as nicotinamide riboside kinase 2. The transcript is spliced from 5 exons. Lineage: Eukaryota; Metazoa; Chordata; Aves; Coraciiformes; Meropidae. The record is from RefSeq and is a predicted model, not a curated record. The annotation marks the transcript as partial.